AUGGCGACCCUAGAAUCAAAGCUCCAGGGCGUGUCCAUCCUGGGCAACGUCAACAACGACCACCGCAAGAUCCUCACCAAGGAGGCCGUGGCCUUUCUCGCUCUCCUGCACCGCAGCUUCAACGGCACGCGUAAAGCCCUGCUGGAGCGCAGAAAGACCCGCCAGGCAGAGAUUGACCGUGGUCAACUGCUUGAUUUCCUGCCAGAGACCAAGCACAUUCGUGAGAACGAUGCCUGGAAGGGUGCCCCCCCUGCUCCCGGUCUCGUCGACCGCCGUGUCGAGAUCACCGGACCAACGGAUCGCAAAAUGGUCGUGAAUGCGCUAAACUCGGACGUGUUCACCUACAUGGCCGACUUUGAAGACUCCUCUGCCCCGACAUGGGAGAAUAUGAUCAACGGCCAAGUCAACCUGUAUGACGCCAUCCGUCGCCAGGUCGACUUCAAACAAGGCAGCAAAGAGUACAAGCUGCGCAGCGACCGAACCCUGCCCACUCUGAUCGCCCGUGCUCGCGGCUGGCACCUCGAGGAGAAGCAUUUCACCGUCGACGGCGAGCCCAUCUCUGGCUCGCUGUUUGACUUUGGUCUGUACUUCUUCCACAAUGCCCGCGAGCUGAUCCAGCGCGGCACUGGCCCGUACUUUUACCUCCCCAAGAUGGAGUCACACCUCGAGGCUCGCCUGUGGAACGAUGCCUUCAACCUGGCCCAGGACUACAUCGGUCUUCCCCGAGGCACCAUCCGUGCCACUGUUCUGAUUGAGACCAUCAACGCCGCCUUCGAAAUGGACGAGAUCAUCUAUGAGCUCCGUGACCACAGCUCUGGUCUCAACUGCGGCCGCUGGGACUAUAUCUUUUCCUUUAUCAAGAAGUUCCGCCAGAACCCCAACUUUGUUCUUCCAGACCGUUCUGCCGUGACCAUGACCGUCCCAUUCAUGGACGCCUAUGUCCGUCUUCUCAUUAAGACUUGCCACCGUCGAGGUGUCCACGCCAUGGGCGGAAUGGCAGCACAGAUCCCGAUCAAGGACGACCAAAAGGCCAACGACAUUGCCAUGGAGAAUGUCCGCAAGGACAAGCUGCGCGAAGUGCGCGCCGGACACGACGGCACCUGGGUUGCCCACCCGGCGCUUGCCAGCAUUGCGCUGGACGUUUUCAACAAGCACAUGCCUACUCCGAACCAGCUGUUCAACCGCCGCGAGGAAGUGCAAGUCACCGCCAACGACCUGCUAAAUACCAAUGUUCCCGGCUCCAUCACCGAGGACGGAAUCCGAAAGAACAUCAACAUCGGCCUAGGCUAUAUGGAGGGGUGGCUGCGCGGAGUCGGCUGCAUCCCGAUCAACUUCCUGAUGGAGGAUGCCGCCACGGCAGAAGUGUCGCGAAGCCAGCUCUGGCAAUGGGUGCGACACAACGUCGUCACAGCCGAGGGCAAACGCAUCGACAAGGCAUACGCGCUGCGCCUGCUGCAAGAACAGACCGACUCGCUGUCGCAAAAGGCGCCCAAGGGAAACAAAUUCCAGCUGGCUGCCCGGUAUUUCGCCACGCAAGUCACUGGCGAGGAUUACGCAGACUUUUUGACCUCGCUGCUGUAUAAUGAGAUUUCGUCGCCGGGCAAUGCUGCGAAAUUGUAA
Talaromyces rugulosus is the source of this 1620-nucleotide messenger RNA. RefSeq lists its product as uncharacterized. The transcript has 4 exons. NCBI's taxonomy places the organism in Eukaryota, Fungi, Ascomycota, Eurotiomycetes, Eurotiales, Trichocomaceae. Gene Ontology annotation, molecular function: malate synthase activity. The record is from RefSeq and is a predicted model, not a curated record. Gene Ontology annotation, cellular component: cytoplasm; peroxisomal matrix. The coding region runs from base 1 to 1620 and encodes 539 amino acids. Gene Ontology annotation, biological process: glyoxylate cycle.